CUGAAGCUUUGUGUUACUGAACUUAGUUGUAUGUCAGUUCGGUUCAAAGCCGUCUCUCACUUCUGGCUAUUAUAUUCUCCUUUCAUUCAGUUAUAAUUCACGGUUUCUGCCUCAAAUGCUGUUAUCGAAAUAAUGUAUUACUCAAACUACUGGAUGUGGACUUAUCAACUACAAGGGAAACAUAAAGUAGAUACUUAAUCUGUCAUUGAAGCUGGUGUUGCUGAUGCAGUCAACAGUUUUGAUCAGUAAGCCCUUUAUGUUGAGUUACACAUCUCCAAAGUAAAAAAAAAAAAAAAAAUCUCCAUGUACCAAAGUACCUCUAGAGUCAAGAGGGACCACCCAAACUGCAGUGUUACUGUGGUGGUGGCUGUACAUACCUCAUUCUCACUGGGGGGUGAGAGGGUACUGGACCUGACAGUGUUUCCUUGACUAUGACUGAAACGCAAACCAGUUCCAGACAUUCCGGUGAGGGACUACAGAGAAGAAAUGGUGGGUCCAGAAAUGUUGUCGGAAUCAGAAUAUGACAAUGAUAUCUACGACAAUCCACGGCAAGUGCACAAUAUCAACUAUGAACCACCUCCCAGCCACAGAGUCUUUACCAGGACGUUAUCUUCAUCCCUCCCUGCAGAGGCCUAUCUUGACGGUUGCAAUUACAGGCCAAACCUGGAACACAGAAAGGCAGUCAAACGAUCCAAAGAACCACAGCGAUCGCACCCACAGCCCACCCAUAUGGGCAGUAAUGAUGAUGACUAUAUCAAUCCAGAUGGCAGUAAUGAGGAUGACAAUUACGUAGUACCUGCUGAGAACCCCCCUUCUGCUUUUUGUGAUACGCUGGGCAAAGAGGAACACCAGGCUGAAAGUGACUCAAAAUAUACAGUGGGGGAUCAUGUCGAUACUUCCUCUCAUGGCACUGGUCAACAGGAACCAGCUCCCUUUUAUUCACCCAAACCUAUGCCCAGACUGUUGCCAGAACCCCCUUUAAGGCAUAACUUUGAGUGCCGAAAGCUGCCGAUGAUUCACACAGAUCGCAGACCACAUCCUCCAAAAUUCCCUACUCUGGACAUGAAGCAGUCAAAAAUACCGCUUCCAAAUGUUUCUUUCCUUGAACAAACUGAAAGCCAUUCUGAUGAAAAUUGGACUAAGGACCAAAACAAGGAUGCAGACAUCUAUGAAAAGCCAUGGUUUGCUGGGGAAUGUGACCGCAAGACUGCUGACCAGCUGUUGUUUCACGCAAAUGAAGAUGGGGCCUUCAUGGUGAGGAAGAGUUCUGGACAGGACAUAAAUCAGCCCUACACACUAGUCGUGUACUAUCACGGCAAGGUGUACAACAUCCCAAUCCGGUUUAUACACACAAGACAGCAGUAUGCAUUGGGGACUGAGAAGAAAACAGAAGUGUAUUUCCACAGUGUCUCUCACAUCAUUGAAAAACAUCAGAAGAAACCACUGGUGCUCAUAGACAGCAAGAGUAACAGCAAGGGUGCAGUCAUGCUGUGCUUUCCUCCGAAACGGCCAACCACAUCUGGACAUCACCACACUUCUGUGUUCUCCCCUAGUUUGCAGAACCCAAGGGGUCCGCAGGUCACGUGGCACUAAAUUAGUAGACUCAGGAGACUUGGAACAUGAUUUAUUGAGAUGCUUUGCAACGCUCAUUUAGUAUUCAAAUUUACAAAAAAGCCAGACUUUAACUGUAGCGGAUGCAGGAUUCUUUAAUUAGUCAGCAACUCACAAAUUGUAAUUUUCAUUAAAUAAAGAAAUAUAUAACUCAGUCUCUUUAAUUAUGUCACCAGGAAAACAACUUUAUUCUCUGAUCAAAUAGCGUUCAUGCAGAUUUGUUGCAUAACAAAAAAAAUUAAGGCACUUUGAGAAAUACAACUUAUUCUUGAGUACCACUAGCUCAACUAUGUACAGUACAAUUAUAAAUCUCUCCUCUGAAUUGAAGAUUUGAUAUUUACACUGAGUUCUAAAAAGGGAUGGUCCUUGAGUGACACAAACGCAGAUACACACCACAGUUCCUGUGCUGUCAAUACUGAGAUGUCAUGCUUUAGGAAAUGUUUUGCCACAGGAGGACACCUGUCGAGACUGCUGUCAGCUUGGGGUGAGGUAAUGGAAAUAGAAAUCCUCCUUUCAUAGUGCAAGUAAAAAACUAGAUUAGCAUCUUCAAGUCAAACAAAAGUAAACUAAUUGGGGGAAAACAACCAAUCAAGGUCAGAUUAAAAAAGAAAAUCUAUCAUUUGCUGACAUCGUAGAACAACUUUAGGUAUAAAAAUGUAGCACGUUAAAGAAAAUCUGCCCCUGUUAAAUGAAUGCAUGAAAAUAUAUGUCAUAGAUAAUACUAGAUUUGAACAUUUCGAAUUUACAAAACAUUUACAAGAAAUAUUCCAUUGGCCUCAAAAUAAUUUCCAUUCAUUAGAGCCAUAAA
Corythoichthys intestinalis (scribbled pipefish) is the source of this 2419-nucleotide messenger RNA. RefSeq names its product B cell linker (gene blnk). The coding region runs from base 487 to 1593 and encodes 368 amino acids. The transcript is spliced from 16 exons. The record is from RefSeq and is a predicted model, not a curated record. NCBI's taxonomy places the organism in Eukaryota, Metazoa, Chordata, Actinopteri, Syngnathiformes, Syngnathidae. Gene Ontology annotation, biological process: cell surface receptor protein tyrosine kinase signaling pathway; intracellular signal transduction.